Molecule: messenger RNA, 1200 nt
Organism: Closterium sp. NIES-65
Lineage: Eukaryota; Viridiplantae; Streptophyta; Zygnematophyceae; Desmidiales; Closteriaceae
Source: the annotation of a GenBank genome assembly
AUGGCACGCACAGCAGCUCCUUCCACGCUACUCGGGCUUGUCGCUCUGGUCCUCACAGUGCUUUUGGCAACACCACGAGUCGAAGCUGGCCGAUUUCUUCCCGGCGUCGGAAGUCUACCCACCAACCGUCUUCCACCCGGCUUGAAUUCAGCCGUCGCGGCGGCCGUCGCAGCAGCAAGCAGCAGCAGCCCCGCAGCGGCGCUCAACUCGACGCUCUCAGGCCUCCAGUCGUCCCUCAACGGCCAGAUCACAUCUCUCGACGCGCUUCUCGAGAAAUCGCUCGAUCAGAUCUCGGCGGCCCUCAGCAGCAACGCUUCCGCGGACGCUGCACUCCAGGCGCAGAUAUCCGCGCUAAAAUCCAACCUCGCUGCUUUAAACGCGAGCCUCGUUAAUCUGAACGCGCUGAACAUCUCAGGGUCAAAUCUGAACUUCACGGAUCUGAUUUCCCAGAUCUCGGGGAUUCGAUCCAACAUUUCCUCCAUCAGCACCAGCAUCGCCGCUCUGAACAAGGACCUGGCGGGGAUAAUCGGCUCGGGAGUAGGCUCGGGCGCAGGCUCGGCCUUAGGCUCACGCGUAGGCUCGGUGGGCUUGUCUAGUGCAGCCACCGCUGCGGCUUCCGCGAGCCGGAGCGCGGCGAUCCGCGCGGCGGUGAGGCAGCGGCUGGCGGCUGUGACGCAGCGAGUGGCAGGGCUCAACGGGAACGUGUCCGCCCUCGCCGGGAUGCUCAACGCCUUGAAUUCCGCUCUCAACGGCGCUGGAGUCAAUAGCAGCGUGGUGGGGAAUAUCGCGAAUCUUCUGCCCCAACAGGCGGGCAUGCUGCGUGCCGUGCUGACGUCAUGCAACGGCCUGCUGUCUCUCCAAGCCGGCGCUGCUGACAUUCAGAUCCUCAAGAUUGGCUCGGACUAUCUGCUCACAUACUACCUGUACGUAGCAGGAGUGACCAAGGCCCCGGACUCGCAGGCCAUCUUCAAGGGCAACGCCUGCGGCACCGCUGCUGCUUCAGCAGCCCUCGCCCUGCCUGGCACGUGGGUGCCCAUGAGCCCUGUGUCCUGGUCGCUGGCCAAUGUCGUCAGGGCGUCAGCUGCUGACGUGGCGGAUGUGCUGGCAUCGAUCCAAGGGAUCACCAAUGAUGACCUGUACUUCGGAUUCUCCGGUGCUGACGGGGCACUCUCAGGGAGAGUGAUCGGUGGAAGGGUGUGA